AUGAGAGAGCAGCAUGGGGUUUUUGGUGGCUCCCCAAGUUUCACGUCCACCAAACCUAACAGACUAGCACACACACCAAACUUAAGGGUGUCUUCGGGACAAGUACCAUGGUUUGUGGAAGGUUUGGUGGACGUGAAACUUGGGGAGCCACCAAAAACCCCAUGCUGCUCUCUCAUUCAGGGUCUUGUUGAUCUUGAAGCUGCAGUGUGCCUUUGCACCGCUCUCAAAGCUAAUGUGUUAGGCAUCAACCUCGAUGUGCCCGUCAAGUUGAACUUGUUACUCAACGUCUGUGGAAAGAAGACUCCUGAGGAUUUCAUCUGCGCUUAA
This is a messenger RNA of Cajanus cajan (pigeon pea), 327 nucleotides long. NCBI's taxonomy places the organism in Eukaryota, Viridiplantae, Streptophyta, Magnoliopsida, Fabales, Fabaceae. The record is from RefSeq and is a predicted model, not a curated record.